AUGAAGCUUUCUCUUACUCUUGCUUUCAUCACUGGCGCCGCUGCCUUCUCGCAGGAAUCUUCCCGCCGCCAAGCCCUUUCUGGAAUUGCCGCUGCCGGAGCCGCUUUGGUCCCUGCUGCCGCCAAUGCCGCCGCUGGUGAAUCUCCACGAUUCUCCGUCUUUGGUUUGAUCGGUGACGGAGGUGCUUACUCUGAGGGUGCCGCUUACGGAAGCGAUCAAUCUACCAAAGUCUACUCUCCUUACUCUGUCUACGGAGAGGCCAGCGAGAAGUCCCUUUACAAGGAAGGAGCUGCCGAAUACGUUGCCCGCAAGAAGGCCGUCGUCGCCGAGUCCAAGGUCCGCCUUCAAAAGCUUCCCGCUUACGUUGCCAAGUCCAAGUGGUUCGAGGUCACUGAUGAGCUCAGCCGUUUCAUGUACGAGACCCGUAGUUCCAUCAACUACCUUUCCACCACCCCUGAACAAAAGAAGGCCGCCAAGGAAUUCUACGUCGCCAUUGAGAACGUUGCCAACAACGCCCGCCUAAAGAGACAAGAUGCUUGCGCCGCCGCUGUCAGUGAUGCCAUUGCCAAGCUUGAGGCUUUGAGCUUCUAA
Molecule: messenger RNA, 591 nt
Organism: Cylindrotheca closterium
Lineage: Eukaryota; Bacillariophyta; Bacillariophyceae; Bacillariales; Bacillariaceae
Source: the annotation of a GenBank genome assembly